UUGUGAAUCCACCAACAAAUAUCUUAGUGUUACGAAAGUCAAAAAUAGGAGGAGGAGCUGUUUUCGUUGAAAAUAUAAAAGAUGUGGGGUCCGCUGCACUAUUUGCACAGUAAAUUUCUUUUCUAUAUAUAUAUGAUCGAUUUCGAUCAUUUGAAAACACAUCAUUCACUCUUCUCUUCCCUCUGUAAUAAUCUUUCUAUCAGUGUUAUAAAUUCUACGGGUAUAAAUUUUGCCCUUAUUUAAAUUCUCGCGAUAUAAUAAAAUUCCAGUUCUUUUCAUAACACGUUAUCAGCACGAUCACUCUGCGAUUCGAAUUACAAAUGGCAAACAUCGAGAAACUCCAGUUCCCGGCCCUGAAAAUAACUGGCGAAAAUUACGUCGGGUGGGUCACAAACGUGAAACCAUAUCUGGUGAUGAAAAAGAUGACCGAAACAAUUGUAAUCGGUAACAAAUCACCACCCGAACAUAUAGCCGAAGCGAUAAUCUUCCUGAAGAAGCAUUUAGAUGAAAGUCUAAUGCACGACUAUGCAAACGUCGAGGACCCAGCUGAACUGUGGCAAACUUUAAAAGAAAGGUUCGAUAACCAGAGACAAAUCAACCUUCCUCAGGCUCUAGAAGAGUGGAAAAAUCUGAGGUUCCAAGAUUUUCAAAAGGUUGAGGAUUACAAUUCCGCUGUCCUGCGGAUAGUUGUACUCCUGAAGUAUUGUGGUAAUCCUGUCUCUGAGGCAGAAAUGAUGAAUAAAACAUACAUCACUUUCCACAAACAGCUUCACUUCUUACCCGAAAUUUACAGAAAAUGCGGGUACACGAGAUUUUCUGAAUUGAUGGUUGCGCUCAUGUUAGCUGAAAAGAACAAUGAGCUCUUAAUCAAAAACCACAAUUCCCGGCCUACGGGAGCCAAAGCAUUCCCUGAAGUGAAUGCUACAGCGAUAGAAAAUUCGGAGAGAAGAAACCAUGCCAAUCGAGGUCAUGGCCGCCGUUUCAACAACAAACGUGGAAAAACUUACAAUCCCAAAUGGAGGGGAUCUAAUAAGUGGGUUAGACCCGGGCAAGUUUCCAAGGGUAAAGAAACUCAAGAGGAUACCACCCAGAAGCGUGAGACAGUGUGUUACAGAUGUGGUUGUGAAGGACAUUGGUCCCGUACCUGUCGUACUCCUUCACAUCUCUGUAAGUUAUAUCAUGAGUCCACGAAAGGAAAGGCUAAAGAGGUGAACCUCACGGAAAAUUUUGAAGGGACCUCAUACCUUGAAUCCUCCGACUUCGCUAAUGAGUUGGACUAGAUUACUCCUGAAGAGAAUCGAAAUGCCUAUGAUAAGAAUAUUGAAUAGUUUUCAGUAUUACCAUGUAUAAUUAUUAUAUUUCAU
This is a messenger RNA of Brassica napus (rape), 1364 nucleotides long. RefSeq lists its product as uncharacterized. The coding region runs from base 321 to 1280 and encodes 319 amino acids. Lineage: Eukaryota; Viridiplantae; Streptophyta; Magnoliopsida; Brassicales; Brassicaceae. The record is from RefSeq and is a predicted model, not a curated record. Gene Ontology annotation, molecular function: zinc ion binding; nucleic acid binding. The transcript is spliced from 2 exons.